This is a messenger RNA of Rotaria socialis, 561 nucleotides long. NCBI's taxonomy places the organism in Eukaryota, Metazoa, Rotifera, Eurotatoria, Philodinida, Philodinidae. The record is from the annotation of a GenBank genome assembly.
AUGUCUUUUAAACAUCAACGUCGUACUAAUUCAACAACAUCUUCGAAUACAACACCCAGUCUGCCACCCAAUGAUGAAACUAUGGAUCCAUCAAAUUUAUUAUAUAACGAUAGACAAAAUUAUCAAAUUAUAUUUUCGAAUGAUUCUCGAUUUUUCGAUACUAGUCUUCAUUUAUUUAAAUCAUAUUGUGAUUUAGGCUAUAUUAAAGUAGAUAAAAAAAAAUCUAAAAAAAACCCACCAUCUUCGAGUUCAUCAAAUACUCUCAGACCGCCAUCAAGUGGACUAAGUCGUUGGCGACCCAAAACAACAGGAUUCAGUAGUGAUUUUGAUGCUCAAAGAAAUUCCAAUGGACUAUCAAAUAAAAUAUCAUUUCUAAGAAAUGGUGAUCAUUUGAGUAGUCAACGAUCUGGUCCAGGACCUUCGAAGUUAAAACCAACGAGAAUGAAACGUGAGAAUUCACCUGUGGCUGUUGCUUACCAAGAUGAGACCAUGGUAUCUGAGCAUCCUAUCACAGAUAGUGAUAGUUCAGAUGAGCCAGAUGUAAGGAUAACCAGAUUGUGA